UUUGAAGCAUGGAGGAGCUAAAUUUGAAGUUUGUCUCUCAGAAAAUAAGCAAAAUCAAAUGGCAACCCGUUCCAAAACAGUCAUUGAAGGUUGCAGAUACUUUUGUUACUGGAAGUUGGGAUGAUGAUGUGAAUAAGAUUUGUUUAUGGAAAGUGAAUAGUGGAGUUCAGGAUGAAAACCUUCAAAGAGAUUUAGAGCCACAAAAAAUCUGUGAAGCUGCCAUUGAAGGAGAUGUUACUGAUUUAUGUUAUGUUGCUGAAGAUCAGUUAAUGGUGACAUCAUCAACAGGUUCUGUUUGUAUGUUUAAACACAAUAAUCACACAGGACUAGAGUUUUGUAGUAUAUGGAAAGGUUUACAUGAAAUGCAAGGUGAAAGUGUAUCGUGUACUUGUAUUGGUAAUAGAGGUGAUGAUAUGGUAGCUACUAGUGGAGAAGAUGGACGACUUAUUAUUUUAAAUAUAAAUCAGACCAAACCCGUCAGAAUACAAGAUAAUGCAGACAGUUGUACCAUCAAUAGUUUAACAUUUUUAACACAAUCAGAAAUAUUGACUGUUAAUUCUUUUGGUCAAUUAAAAAUAUUUGAUAUUAGACGAGAUAGUGAUCAACCAGUUAAUAUUUUCUCAGUAAAUGAAGACAAUACACCAUUACACUGUGUAGAUAAACACCCAGGACAACCACAUAUAGUUGCUGCAGGUGGACAAGAUGGUAUGUUAACUAUCUGGGAUAUUAGAAAAGAUAAAUAUCCUAUGACUCUAUUAGAAGCUCAUAGCGCUGCAAUGUGGGAAGUAAAAUUCCAUCCAUCAAAUCCAGAUCAUUUAUUUACCUGUUCAGAAGAUGGUUCUUUAUGGCAUUGGGAUGGUUCAGCUAUGAACAUAUUAACAAAUUUGGUAGCCUUCUGUUGGGUUGAAAGGAUGUACACUAUAGCCCCAAUGAGUGAAUCAAGUCCUUGGAUCAGUGUGGAAUCAUCCAGACAUAAACUAGAAAUCAAUUCAUUAUUACCAAAUAAAUCAUUACCUGUUAAUUCACUGGAUAUUCAAGACUCUAUUUUAUUAUGUGGUACCGAUAGUGAGACAAUUUAUACUGUACCAGUUCCAAAUUUAUGUUGAAACAAAAUAGACGACAAAGGAGCAAUACACUGGUAUUUGCCAGCAAACUGUUUGAAUAAUAUGAAUUUCCAUUUUGUGAAAUCAAAACUAUAUUAUGUUGGUAUGACCUAUAAUGUACAUUGUAGAUUGUAUAUUUACAACUGACAUUAAAGGAUAUGUAAAUCAUGCACUCAUUUUAUAAAAGGCUAUGGGGCAUGUAUUCUAAUUAUGUAAAUUAAUAAUACAAUGGAUACUCUUUAAUGUAUUGUCAUUUUAAUCAUUUUAUAAAUCAUUUACCAAGUUCACAUUCACAAAAUAUAUAAUAUUAAAUCAAAUUAUAAUAUC
Lottia gigantea (owl limpet) is the source of this 1430-nucleotide messenger RNA. RefSeq lists its product as hypothetical. The transcript has 8 exons. The record is from RefSeq and is a predicted model, not a curated record. The coding region runs from base 9 to 1106 and encodes 365 amino acids. Gene Ontology annotation, molecular function: protein binding. Gene Ontology annotation, cellular component: nuclear pore outer ring. Lineage: Eukaryota; Metazoa; Mollusca; Gastropoda; Lottiidae.